UUUGGUACUGUUUCAUUAGCGGUUUCAUUUAAUUAAUCUGUGUCCCCAUUGGAAAUAUAGCAGCGAUGCUGAAGAACUGUGUUAAUAUUUGCUAGCCAGCGUAGAGCCGACAGUCUUCGGUCUAGACGCGGUUAUGGAGAGUCAGAUCCCGUCUUAGCUUCUAUAUUACACAACUUGCAAACACAUAGCUUUUAUUUCUAAUCUGGAUGGUAUACAUUAAGAGGAUGUAAAGUGGUUUCAAAGGUUGUGUUUCGUCGGUAUCGUCGACUGGAGAUGGGAGUGUAAAAUAUACACGCUUCAAGAUGACGUAACGCAAACCAAUAAACUGUACUCAUAACACAUAUAUCGGAAUCAUCCGGACUUCUUACUGACGAAUCUUGAACAGACUGGACUUCCGAGCGUAUGUGACAAAUGACAUGACUGGAUACCAAGCUUCAAUGUACACAAGAGGACUAACUAUCACACGACCUGGUCAACAAAACAUCACUUCAACAACAGAGAAACGAUGACAGUUCAUCUAAUUUCAUCUAAAGGAAAACAAGGAUCCAUGUCUCGACAUCGUGUGUACUGAAGAGGAAUAUUGUGUUAUUAUCAUUGUGUGUUACGGUCAUUUCCAGUGUUUAUGGAUUGAAAAGUGGUCAAUCAUUAUUUCUUUAGAAAAGUAUCAAGUGUAGUACAAAAUGAAUGAAUAACUACAUAUAUACCGGAUUUAUUUAACGGUUUGACCAUUCUAAUACCUGUAACCUCUACUGGCUAUUUAUUCUAACACACCUGCAGAGGAGGGCAUUAGUGUUCUGUUUGUCGCGUAUGUUCUCCCCCUCAUUCAUCAAUUUACAGGAGUAUAUAUAUAUAUGUAUAUAUUGAAAUAAGCUGAUGUUGUGUGAAGACGAUCUGUGAAAUGUAGGGAGUACCAGUGUCAACACCCUUUUUAUAUUCUCUAUGGAUUCAACGUGGAUUAUUUUUCGGUUGCUGCGACAAAUAUGAGCGAAUCCACGUGGAGGCUACUGUCCACAGUGGUUCUCGUACUGUUCGUCCUUUUAAUCACAGUGUCCGGGUAUUCGUCAAAGCGCCGGGUCCUUGUCCCAAACUUUUUACCCACAACAACGAAUGUGACCGUCCAUAUGGGAGAAUUAGCAGUUCUUGAGUGCAAGAUCCGGAAUCUCGGACCAAAACAGGUUUCCUGGCGGAAAGUAUCCCUCGAUUAUCCUCUAACUGUCGGCACGCUGUUGUUCGACCCUCAGGAAGAACUCAGUGUUGAUCACAAGAAUCUGAGAGGGAUGGUCACUCAGUAUAACCUUAUCAUAAAAAGGGCGCAGCCCCGGCACUCGGGGAAGUACGAGUGUCAGAUUAGUGCCACCAACAUUCAUACUCACCAUGUAUACCUUACUGUGUUAGAUUCACCUUUACAAGUAGAACCAGCAAUAAAUAUCCGAGGAACAGAAUAUGUUAGUCGGUAUGAAGAAAUUAGAUUAGACUGCAACGCUACAGGUGCAGUGAGAGCACCAGAUGACAUCGAUUGGUUCCAUAAUGGUCACAUGAUAGUAAAAGACGAUCAAAGAUGGCGGGGCCGAAUAAAAGUUGUAAAAUACAAACCCGAAGUGCCUGGAAGGUCCCUUAUUAGCCAUUUAAUUAUUGAAUAUAGCUUAUUGAGUGAUGGUGGGCGAUAUGUCUGUCGGAGUUCGGAUUUGGAGACCGUCAGCAUGGACGUUAAUGUCCUUAACAGGGAAGAAAUGAAAAUGAAGUUAUUGCGCGAUGCAGGAAAAAAUCGGAGAGAUCCGAACAGAAAAGCACCGGUCAAAGAUCCAACUAAAAGAGAAGAGGACACAGUUUCAAGAAGCACUAGUAGAUUGGAUCGGACAAACGGGUCUUCAGCGAGUUCAAGGACUCUCUACAGUACAUCGUCUUUGGUUAUACUGUUGACUGUUUGGUGCCUAGCAACGAGGUGACAAAUAGUGUGUAUUCGUUAACUAAUAUUGAUAUGUAAAAAAAACACCAUACGUCACAUUAUUGAACUACAAAAUACCUCAAAAGGUACUAUCGACAGCAGAGCUAUAUCGUCAUGUACUGCAGAUGACGCGUUCGAUGCCAAUUCAAAAUGGAAAUUUAAAUUCCAUCCGUCUCAAAGCAUCGUGUGAAAGAUGGAUGUCUUCAGCCAUCCGGAGUCCCUGCGAUGAAUACGAUCUAUUCUGGUGUGUUCCGAAGGAUUUGCGUCGUUGAGUCGAUGAUAUAUCUUGGUUGUGUUUGACAAUUGCUGAAGUAUCAAUAGUGUUUAUGCGUGAAAUCUUUGUCAUUACAUUAAGAAUGCGCUGAUAGUUUAGACAGUUACCUUUGAUGUAUCAAGGUUAAUUCAAGCUAGACAAACCCGUGCUAAGCUAAACACAGAAAAUAACAUUACGUCUAUCAUACACUCAGAAGAACUGACGUGUUCGAAUGGAUAAUAUAGGUUAAAUUUAACAUGCAACGAUGUCACGUUUGGAAAUCAUCUCAUUGUUUAUACGAAUACGGGAAAAUUCAUCAUAUUCAAGUGUUAUUCAACACCGCAUCAGAAUAUCCAUCAUUUCACAUUCAUCCCAACAUUCAAAAGUGAUGAGUUUGUCUUGUGAAUAUUUGAAAACAGUAAUGACAAUAUAUGGGUAUUUUAUAUGUAGUUUCAAUAAAACAGAACGAGGUUUGUUGUGAAUGUCGUCAACAGAAAGCAGAUGAUAUGUUCUUAAAGGACGUUGGUCCAAUAGUAAUUUCGAGCACGAUUUAUAGACAGAUAAUAACGAUCUGACGUUAUGUGGUCAUGGUAUUUGUAAUAACAUGUUUCAUUUCAUAAACGUUUACGUUGUUGAUUGCUAAGGAUGGUAUCUAAAAACGCAGACAACUGUUCAGGAAAGUAAACCUCAUGUGACUGUACGAAGAGUGUUUUGGACUGCAAAACACAUUAUUAUGCAACCACAUACAAGCAUGUACAUAGUUGCAGUGCUGUCGAAGAUAUUUUGUACAUAUAUUUGUUACCAUAGAUAUGUUAGAUGUUACUCUGAGUCGAAUGUCAUAUGUGACGCAUUAUCACAUGUGUACACUGUCGUGGUAAACAUAACCCACGAUCCUUAACUAAUUAAUAUUGUACAUGAUAUGACUCUGUGGCUAUCACUCUGCCUGCCAGUGAGGUAUUCUUUAUAAUUAAUGCUUGUAUGAGAGCAGUCUUUGAAACAUAUCGUGUAAAUAUUCGAAAUAAGAAUGUCUUGCUUCAAUACUGUGAAUGGCUGUAGAGAGCGUGUGAUUGAAAUACGGUUACUUUAUAAAAAAAUUAAUAUAUAUAUAUAUAUGUAUAUGGUAUAUAUAUAUUUAAUAUUAACUAUUUAAACCAUGUGAAUAAGAACUGAAAAGAUUUACACCUUUUAGGAGACUUGUCGCUCCUUGUAUAUUGUGUGUCAGCAGCUGUCACUACAGAACACGUGGUGUUAAUUAUGUAACUUUUGAUACAAAAGAGCUCUGUUAUGCCUAUCCAACAGCUUAACAUUUGACGAGUAUAUAAUAUAUAGCAUAACAAAUAUUCUGGCAUUUCGCCGCGACAUAUUACAGUGUCUGGUCUCUUAGAAGGUUACAAUACACUAUAGGUAUUGAUACUAUAUCUUGAUCGUGGUGUUUAUUACUCAUGUCAAUAAACAAACAAUUGACAUCAGACCUAUUUAAGCAAGAAACAUAUUGAGUUCGAUACCGUGUUCUAAAGAAUAAGAAAGAUGAAUAAUGUAGAAACCGACAUGACGUACAAACAUUAUCAUGACAUUAUUGAUAGAUAGAUUAUAAAAGUGAUUCUCUGCGUAAGAUAAAGAAUUCACUGUUAAACAAUAAGAUGUACAAAAUGUGAAUAAUGAUUUGAACUAAUGACGGUUAGUGCAAUACAAUUCAUUAAUAAGCAUGAAUUUUAUAUUCAUGGCAUACCCGAAACAUGUCUCACAUGUAGUCUGUGAAUUUUACAAGAUUAAGUAUUUUCUACAUUGAUACAAUAUUGAAAAUAACAAAGCAGGAAAAAUAUCAAUAUUUCUUUUAGAGAGCAUUUUUCUUGUUUGAAAAAAGUCGAUGUGAGCUGAACCGCUUCCCCUUAGUUCCUGUUAUAUAGAUAUGGUUUGAAAUAUACAGUGUUCGCCAUAAAUGGAAUAGUGACAUUGCUUUCAUUUUUAUUUCGAGAUGAUUUUAAAAAAAUGAUCAUUAAGGAUAAUAUAACUCUGUCUUCAAACUCUCAGGUAUUUCAAUUUAUUAUUAUUUUAAAAAGUAUCGUCACUUUUCUUUGUUUAAGAAUGUUGUUAAACAAGGGUUCAAAAUACAUUAUUUCAUAGCAAAAUGACAAGAGAAUGAAGCUGAGUAAUCUUUAUUGCUAAAAAUAAAAAGACAGCUAAGUUACAAUUGUUCAUUUUAAUAACAUUAGGUACUAUCAUAAUGACUUUUUUUUCUAGUGGUGUCAGAUUUAUAGCUUGAACCUUAAUAAGCCUCAUUCUGUGUUCAAAAUAUGUCAACUGUCCUAUCAUGUCAUGAAACGUAAAACUAAUUGUGUACAAUACGUUUGAAAAAAAGAAGUAAUAUUUAGGAAUACGUCAUUUUCAAUUUAGACAAAAUACCACAAAUAUAAGAAAACCAAGGAUUUUUUUUUUUUUUUUUUUUUUGACAUAAAGCAAACAUUUGCAUGUGUUCAUGUCAUAGCUGGGUACCUGCACAAUCACGUUUCGAUACCCCAACAUUUCCGGGUACACAGACAUGUGAAUAGAUUUACAUGUACCAUUGUGUGUUAGAAUGUUCAUUCCAUUUCUUCAUAAUUUGCAAUAAAACGGGUCUGUCCCAUUUAAUUUAUUCUUGUUAAUUUUAUCAUUUGUAGUAAUUGUUGGUAUGUUUUAAUGAUAGUUUAAUAUUGUUUCUGUGUCUGAAUUAUAACAUUGCUGUAAAACACUAUUGAUAAAAGACAUGUUAUCAACGCUUAUAUGCAUAAAUCAUAACUUUUAUAUAAAAAAAGAUCCCAUGAAUCAUUUUAGAGAAAAAUGUUUAUUGCUUCUCUUUGUUUGUAAUUACGAAACAGUAUGGCUGUGAGCAUUAUGGAUAUUAUUCUUGUGUGCGUUCGAUUUGAAUAAAAACAUUCGUAUCAAAUAUGAUAGGUUAACUAUUAUAUUCACUUUAAUGAAUUCUGUUGCUUAAACUAAACAUGAAACAUAGAUCACAGCAAAAUUUCGAAACCAAUUACAAAAUUAAACGCAAUGUGUUCUGAAUUUCCUAUCACUCACUUCCAACAAUCUUCUGUAUUACUAGCUACGCUAUAAUUAAUAUUUACGAAUGAAACAAAUCUCGUAUUUCUUUCAGAUAUGGCUAUCGAUCUCUUUGACAAAUAGUCGUAAAGAGAUCUUAUUCGGUUGCCUUCAUGCUGUGCUCGCAUCAAGGUUUCUAAUAAAUCUCUAUUUUAUAAUCUAGAAAAUUACAUGAUUCACUUAUAUAGCUACUGGCAAGGUAAAGAAUCCAAUGGUUGCAUAAGAACAAUUAGGGUAUCAUCCAUCAACAAUGAUGUGUGCUACCAGUUUAUAUGAUCUUUAGUAUGGGGUUCACUAAAACUAGUUAGCAAGAAUAUAACUUAAUUGCACGUUUGCUGCACAACUCGUCCACGUAAAUUUCAAUUUUCACAAAAUACAACUACAAUUACAGUCAUGAACAAUGACAAUGCGUUACAAUUGAUAUACCGAACUUUGAAAAACUUGGCCUUGAUUUUAUCUUUAUUCCCUAUAUUAAGAAUAAAAUCAGCAGACUUUUAUUUUCAGAGUUCACAUUUUUUUCUAUGAAAAUCUUUGUUAGAAAACCGAGAAAAUAGUGAUUCUGGCUUCAUUUAAUAUUGACUGGAAAUGAAAGGAAAAAUAAUGACAUAGAAGAUAUUUAUUUAUAUAACCUAAAAUAAUUUGAAAAGUCAGAUAUCGUGAAUCACUAGAAUUCUGUAAAAUCUGCUGUCUGGUGCAAUUAUUCAAAAGACAAAAAUGCAACAUAGCUGGAUUGAUAUGUCGAUAUAAGAAUUCGAUAUUGAUUUUGCACGAUUUACGAUGUUAUAUCAGUACCACGAUUAUUAAUUUCUUGCAAAAAAUAAAUAGCUAACACUAUGAUUACCAGGAAAACAUACAUUUGAUAUUAUUGCCACCCCAAAAAAGGAGCAUCUUUAUGAUAUCCCGCACCAUGACUUGAAUUCCCGCGAAUUCAAAUUAUUUUAUGUUUACCAUAACCGAGAAAAUAAAUUGAUGUGAAAAAUAGUUUAUUUACAGUAUAUAUAUUAUACAUGUAUGGUAAGAAAUUGAAUUUGCUUGUCAUAAUUGCUUUCAUUAUUGGUUUCACGUAUAUUAUUGCAUCUGUUUGAUGAAUUAUAUCACCAUUGGUUAUAAAGUGAUCGUAAAUGCUGUUCACACAUGAGUGUUUGAUACUGACAACACCAGUGACGAGUGUGAAAUCUCAGUCCUUUUUCAAGGACGCUAGCAUCACGUGCAGUGUUUUCAGAAAGAUGUUAUUACUGAACUAAUGUUGUAUGUGAAAAGAAUAUUUAUGUAUAAAUAAAUGAGUGAAAACUAUCUUA
Molecule: messenger RNA, 6574 nt
Organism: Ylistrum balloti
Lineage: Eukaryota; Metazoa; Mollusca; Bivalvia; Pectinida; Pectinidae
Product: zwei Ig domain protein zig-8-like
Exons: 10
Coding region: 981-1946 (321 amino acids)
Biological process (GO): synapse organization
Cellular component (GO): neuron projection membrane
Source: RefSeq, a predicted model, not a curated record